Molecule: messenger RNA, 2143 nt
Organism: Mizuhopecten yessoensis (Yesso scallop)
Lineage: Eukaryota; Metazoa; Mollusca; Bivalvia; Pectinida; Pectinidae
Exons: 2
Coding region: 307-1803 (498 amino acids)
Molecular function (GO): zinc ion binding
Source: RefSeq, a predicted model, not a curated record
GUAGCAAGUGAUUUAUUGCCCACACUUUUCCAUUGUGAGAGGUGGGAAGUAUGCAGUAAACAUGUAUACAAUGCACUACAUUUCCCACUAGCUGGUAACACACAAAACUGUGAGGUAACUACCUGAAACAUUGCUCCUAAGAUCAAGAGUAUUUAGCAGAUAAGAAAAACCUGAAUGUCCAAUUCAAAGAAUGAACUACUAUGAAACAGUGACACACAGCUAAAUCAUCAGUUUUUCUGUGUGCAAGCAGAUCAUAUAUUCAUCAGUGAUAUCCAUAAUUCUUAACCUGGAAAUCUUCAUGGUUAUAUGUUUGGUGGGAUGGCAGAACAGAUCCCAUAUAAUGAAGGGCAGGUAGUGUUCCGCCCCCUCGGCCAGACCACCUGUGUGUACCAUAAAGGGGAAAUCUUGGAGUGGUUUUGUGAAACAUGUCCUGAUGCAAUAUGUAAGAAAUGUAUUCCCACAAUCCACAGGGGUCAUAACUUUGAGGAGUUAAGUGAAGUUACUCCUCAAAACAAAAGUCAGAUACAAAAAUUCAUAGAACAUACUCGGCAAAACGAAAUACUUCAACUUCAUCAGGAAAUAAACUCUAACCAGGAGAGUCUGAAAAAUCACUCAAGCCAUUGCAAGGGGGUGGCACAAGAAGUGAAAAAGCAAGGUGAGAGAUAUAAGAAGGAUGUCGACAGUUUUAUAGCGCAAAUGCUUCUCAAGCUGAAAAAGUUGGAAGAUGAAAAUUCCAAUCUUCUGAGAAAUUACCAGACAGACCUUGAGAAUAAGCUUGAAGAUUUGGAAGGGAAAGUGGAAAAGUAUGAGGAAACUACCAGGACAGGCACAGAUAUACAGAUGUUUGAUUCUGUAAUUAGCUGUCAACGCCUUACUCAUGUCACCUCACCUGCUAAACCCACCCUGGGUACUGUCCAGUUCUACCCAAACAGCCUUACUAAUGAACUAAUGGAGCAGGCAAUUGGGAAAGUGGGAUUGACCCGAUCUGACGAGAUUCCAGGUCCCUCCGAAGAUCAAAUCUCUGUUGUGAGGGAAUGGGAGGCACCAUGUAACACCAGGUGUAUCUGUCCCAUAGAAGAUGAUGAUGGGGCAUGGACCUGCGAUUACAGCAACAUGCUGACAUACCUGACCAGCCAGGGAAAAACAAAGCAGCAGAUCAAAAGUCCUGUCCCAGUCAUAGACAUCUGUGUGUCUCCCAAGACACAAAACCUGUGGGCCUGCUCGAACAUAGACAACAGAGUGAUUGAGCUGGUAUCUGGUAAAUUCACCGGCAGAUUUUACACACUGGAUAAAGUCAGGUCCAUUUGUGUUACUAAGUGUGAUGAAGUCCUUGUGGGGAUGAAAUGCAAAAUUGAAAAAUAUACUACAGAAGGAAAACUUCACUCCACCAUCACAACAGCAUGGUCACCACGGAGGAUUGUACAGUGUCCAGUCAGUGAGAACAUCGCUGUAGUGGACAGAGACGAUGCAGGGGAUGGCGGCAAAGGCAAUCCACACAUUAUUGUGAUGGACAAAAACCUGAGGAAGUCAUUUCAGUAUGGACGACCUGAACAUGCCAGUAGGACAGGAAGACGACCUUUUGACCCAAUUGAUGUAGCCUACGACACUCGGGGCUGCCUUGUUGUUGGCGACUGUGAGAACGGCUGCCUUCACCUCCUGAGUGGUAAAGGACAAUAUCUGAAACUCCUCCACACCGCCACAGAAGGGGCGUGGCCUGUAGGUGUGGCCAGCGAUGGACUUCUGUGGGCACGGUUUGGUGUUUACAGCAGUAAACAAGUCAAACUAAUACAGUACAAACUGUAAACCAACACAUGACUUGGAUCUUUUCAUCCUGUGCUACCAAAACCUAGCAUAGUAACCUGAAUCUCUAUACAUGUAUAAUUACAUUAGGUAUUAACCAGGUGGCUUAGGGUCAGUAGUUAAAGCCUCAGAAGGCACACCCUACAAGGUCCUCAUAUUGAAUUGAGAUUGUAUCAACUGAUUGUAUGAAGUUUUAAGUUUAAACACAUUUUAUUGUACAAAAAUACAAAUAGAUUGGACAACAAGUUAUUACAACUUAAUAGAGUCCUCUCCUAAAUACAUAUGGUAAAUACAAUGUAUAUGUUUUUGGGGAACGGGAGGAGGAUAGGGUGGAGAAGAAAGG